AUGUCGGAACCUACAGAAACGCCCUCGCAGACAGUCACGGCAGUCGAAUUUCUGGCCGAUAUUGCUGGCACUAUCCAAAUCAUUGCGACCAACCUGCGCGAAAACCGGGUUAACAGAAAGGGCCUUCAGAAAUGUCUCAGUGAUUAUGCAGCUCGUGCCGAAUCCGACGGUCGACUGAUCAAUGCCUCCAGACAGGAUGCAAACUGUGCCAACCGAGGUUUAUUCUUGGCUUAUACUCACAUGGAACUCUUGUCUUGGUUGGCAACUAAUAACUACACCAUUCCCGCGACAUCGGUCAAAUGGUAUAGCUGGAAAAAGCUAUCCUCGAAGUAUCGCUUGCCCCUUUUCUCGAUUUCAGAGCAGACCGUAGAGCUACGGGGUCUUUUGAAGAACACUGAGAGAGUUGCGGAGCAGGUCUAUGCUGACCUGGCUGAACACAAUGUCAUGAUCCCGCCAACAUCUAUCCAAUACCCCAAGGUGCCCGUGGGAGAAAAAGUUGGCCCACCUCCAGAGACCAUCCAAGAUCUAUUCGACAGGGGCUCUCGUGCUCGCGAGCGUAUCAUGCGCGGCCGAUCUGAAUGA
Molecule: messenger RNA, 582 nt
Organism: Penicillium macrosclerotiorum
Lineage: Eukaryota; Fungi; Ascomycota; Eurotiomycetes; Eurotiales; Aspergillaceae
Product: glyoxalase family protein
Exons: 3
Coding region: 1-582 (193 amino acids)
Source: RefSeq, a predicted model, not a curated record